Messenger RNA from Athene cunicularia (burrowing owl), 4494 nucleotides. Its product is annotated as vacuolar protein 8-like. Lineage: Eukaryota; Metazoa; Chordata; Aves; Strigiformes; Strigidae. Gene Ontology annotation, biological process: nucleus-vacuole junction assembly. The transcript is spliced from 15 exons. The record is from RefSeq and is a predicted model, not a curated record. Gene Ontology annotation, molecular function: protein-membrane adaptor activity; protein binding. Bases 675 to 2456 code for a protein of 593 amino acids.
AAAGGGCCCUGGGUGAACGGUACUGACUGAUGAACAAGGAUGUCUGUCGGCUGAGUAGGUCCUAAAAAGGCUGUUGGAGAUUACUUCUGAGGCGACAAAGUAUAAAUAGCAGGAAAGAAUGCACAUGCAAAAUUUUAACUGAGUUUUCAAAGUCGGGGAACAGCGACAGGCAGCCAAAAUCAACCGGUAGAGGAAGAAGGCACAGGAGAUGGGAAGCAGAUACAAUCCCCAAACACUGGUUUCCCCUUUCCUCCAUAGGGAAAAUAAUGCACUGCGUAGACCUGUUUCUUCAGGCUCCAAAAUUGUUUAAACAUGGCCGCCUAUGGAGGCAGCAGCCAAUUAGUUGCUGGUGCUGGAACAAACAGUGAAGGUUUCUAGUUCUGACCAGUUGUGGUUAACUGAUCAACAGCCUGGCCUAGAGAGACACACAAGUUCCUCCCUCCUUCUUUUAAGCUUUUUCCCUUAUGCAGGGAUAGGAGUAACAAACCUGUACCUCAAGUGCAGAACAUGUGCUACAGCCUUUGCUGUAACCAACAGUAAGACAUUAUUAAUGUGGAAGCUGCUUGAUAACGGACUUGUGGGAGACAGCCAGCUUGCUAGGGCCAGUAAGGCUCACAGAACUGUGGGACUUGACUGCACACAACCCCUACACCACUCACCCACCAUAUUCCUUAAUGGUUCUGAAGACCUGUCAUUUCCCUUCAGUGAUAAGAGACCUCUAUUUUCUGAGAAUGGGUCAACUGUGUGGACGAUGCAUGCAGCUGCUGCGGGACUUCGUGGCCUUUGUUCAGAGGAUGUCCUCCGACUUGAUGCAUGGCAUCAAGGAAUGCCUAACUCUUAUAAGCAAAUGCUCCUGCUUAAAACAAAACAGAUCUAAAUCCAGACAACUGUACAAGCCCAUCCUGCAGCCUCAUGAGAGGGUGACAGCACAGGAGUUUCUGCAGCAUAUUGAAACAGGUUUUGAAAUGUCACCACCUGGAAAAGACCCUCUGGAAGCCUUGAGGACCUUAGCCUUUUCAGAAAAUGCAGGUUUACAGCAGUCUGCUGCCCUCUAUUACUUGCAUAUGAGUCAGCACAUGAACAUCCCCCUGCCUGUGGAGCAUCUGGAACCCUUCUAUGCCUUACUGCGGUCUGCUGACCUGGAGGUGCAGCAGAUGUCUUCCUUGUCCCUUGUCAACUUCUUGCUGGAAGGACAUAUUGACAAAGAAUUAGUUGUCCAAAUGGGUUUACUUGAGCCAAUUCUGGAUCUGCUUGAGUCAGAGGAUCCCACUGUCCAGUGUAAUUCCUGUGCCUGCACCAUGACUUUGGCUGUUUCAGAGUCCAACCGAGAAGCUAUUGGUGCUGCUCAAGGAGUUACACCCCUACUGUCCCUUGCCAAUUCCUACGAUCCUAGGGUCCAACAAAAUGCAGUUGGUGCUAUUCUGAACCUCACACAAUCAGAGAAAAUCCAACAGGUCCUAUGCAAGGAAGGAGCCGUACCAGUUCUUGCCUUGCUGCUGGAAUCUCCUGACCCAGAAGUGCAGUAUUACAGCUGUGCUGCCCUAAGCAAUGUGGCAGCCAAUGUUCAGCACCAUGAAGCCAUGCUGAGACACGGCAACAGAUUCCUGCUGCGCACACUCAUCUCUCUCCUAUCCUCUUCUGUGGACAAGGUUUCAAGCCAGGCAUGUGUUUGCCUAAGAAAUUUGGCUACCAGUGUGGACAUCCAGGCUGAGAUGGUUGCUGAGGACAUCCUACCCAAGCUGCUCUCUCUCCUGGCAUCUGGCAGCAAGGACGUGCGUUGUGCCUCCAUCGCUCUGCUCUGGAUACUGUCCCAGCACCCGCACAACCAGGAUACUCUGGCAUGUGCUGAGCUACUACAGAGCCUGGGCAUGCUACUGUCAGCAUAUAAAACAGACCCUGUGAUUGUUGGCCAUACUGCUUGUAUCAUCAAAAACCUGAGCCUUUCCAAAAACAUACAGAGAAUCAUUGAGAGCCCAUGUGUUGAAGGUCUCCUCCAGACCAUGCUUUCUACCGAUACUCAAGAAGACUCUCUCCGUUAUGUGACAUCUUGCCUUGCUGAGUUAGCAAAGCAAGAAGGAGCCACAUUACACAUGGUCCAAUGGAUGGAUGAACCCUUGACAAAAUGCUUGGUGAGACUGGCUGGCCAACUGGAACAUACUGAGCCAUCCUUUCAAGCUGCCUCCAUCAUCCAGCACAUGAUAGGUCAUGAAAAAAUGAUCCUUUUGUUGAAGCGUCACAUUGGAGAGAUUCAGGACUACCUCAAGAAUUUUCUUACACACCAAGAGAUCCGCUUUCAGCAGCUGGGCAUCUCUACAUUCUGCAGACUUAGAGAAGAUCCGGAAUUUUCAUUAGUGUUCAGAAAAAGCCAAAUGGCCAAACUCCUUGAGCAAGUCCGUCAACAAACAGAAGAAACUCAAGAGCUCCUCAGGGCAGCUAUUUGCCAAGAUGACAGUUAAUAUUUAAGUGACAAUAUUAACUUAAAACUUACCAGAUCCAAGAGCCUGAACUUUCAGAGAAGACAAUUCUUUUCGCUGGUUUCUGUAGCUAGUUUUCCUGCUACUUACAGUUUCAUCAUGCAAAAGAGAUGUUCCAAUAACAAGAAUUGGAGCAGGUCAAAAUGCAAUCCCUUGAACACUUUGGCUGACUUAAGUGUACUUGAGAACUAUGGCUACAUUCCUUCCAAUGGUUUGGAAAACACGUUACUCUUGGCUGAUCUUCCAUGGUUUGUUUUUGGUUCCCUCACCACCCCCUCCAAAAAAACAGUGCUGUAUUCAUGAAGUUUUAUUCAUGUACCAGCCUCAUUCUACUGAAGAAGCAUCUCUCAAGUACACAGGUUCCUCUGUAUUCACUUUUAUUUUAUCUCUGUUCCAUGUCCUUUUUUUCAGAGCAGACUCCAGGGACUUGACUUUAGAAAAUAACUGAAUUAACCCAUAGUAUAAAGGUAGCAAGCUACUAACAGGUUACUACAGGAAGUAACUGCUGAGGGACAACUCAGAAAAAUUGCAAGAAGUUUGUAAGUAACAGUAGGACAAGCCUUAAGGCUGAUGCCUGUGUACACUGUAGGCACUACUAGUCCAGCAGGAGCAAAGGCACACUGAGGCAGGUAAAUGUUGCAUAGAGCAUGUUCAGAACAUAGCAGCUACCAUACAACUUUGAGUGAGAUGUCUUUGAAUACAGAAGCCUCUGCUCUGCAAGUGGUAAAUUAUUUCCAAAGGUACUUGCAACAGGGAAAGAGUGAACAAAUCUGGCAAAAUUAGAAAUUGAUCUUAUAUUUUGAUAUUGAUGCUUCAUUUUAAAAGAAGUUAAAGAACAAAAAAAAAUAGUAGUAAUACGUUUAAAUUCAACUAAUUUUAUUACAUGUAUACAGGAUACUGUAUACAUCUAUCCUGUAUCUCCUCCAGGAGAGUCUGUCUUACAGACCUUUUAAGCUAAUCAAACCAGCAUUUUCAGGAAAAAAAUGUAGCACAGUCUUGAAAUUAUGCGGCACUUUUUUAAAUGCAGGUUUUAAUUUGUAAGAGAAUAGCAAUCUAAUAAUAAUAAUAGCCAUCAUCUAUUAGUAAUCCAGUUCCACCUUUGAUGAAUACACUUGUUUUUAAAUACAAGGCUGGAGCUUCAUGUUGAGCUGGCUGAAUACCGAAAUUUUGGAACCAUUCUCCUGGAAAAAACAUCUGCACCCAAGUAGAACAGUUUCUUAUGAAAACAUUUCUGAAGAGUUUCCUGUCAUUUGAUGUACUUCUGACCAUGCUAUAACUCUUGCAUGCACGUAGAGCUUUAGAGCUGCCACUGACUACAAACAUGGAAUAAAAGUGUGAUUAAAAAAAUAAUGUAAAAAACCCCCAUUCUGUUUUAACUAAGAGCUCAACAUUGCAUCAUUGCAUUUUACUGAGGCCCAAAUCUCUUAAGCUUAGUUUUGGUGCUUGGGGGAGGCAUUUCUGUUAAUAAUUCCUUUCAAUCAUUUCAAGUUCUCUCUAAUAGUGCUGUUUAAAAAAAACCAAAAAACAACUAAAAACACACUCAAAAGCCUCUCUGCAGUGCAGUAAAGGCCUGUUAAAGAACAGAGCACACAGAAACUUCAGAUAAAUAUUGAAAAUGCCAUAUAAAGCAUUAGGUGUGACAGGAAUUUUCUUUUGAAAUCUGAUGUGAAGGACUCAUGCUCAGCUGUGGGCAGUCAGUCUUAUUAAGACAGAAGACUACAGUAGAGCACUGAAUGACACAGCUAGACACAAACCCAGAAAAUCUCAAACUUCAGGCCACCUCCUUGGGUGAAUUUAGAUCAUUUUUCCAAAAAGAAAAUCAGUGCAGUAUUAAGUAACGGCAUUAGAAUCUGUCUGUUUUUCUUAGGUAUUUAAUUGCAAAAAAAUAUGUCAAGGUCCUCACAAGAAGGCAAAUAAAGCAUUCUUUAUCAGGAAUGAGGACAUAAGAGAUGUGAAACAAGCAAAACUAAUGGUGAACAACCCAGUAGCUAUGAGGUGACUCAAUGUCACCCCCCUAAGC